CAAGGCCUAGGCUUUGCAGGCACCGGGGAGCGCGCAGAGCGCGAGAGGGAAGCCGGGGCGCGCUAGGGUCCCGGAGCCGGCCAUGGACCUGUACCUCACCCCCGCCGCCGCGCUCGACAACCUGGUGGCCCGCAGGCUGCAGCCGUCCCCCGAGUUCCUGGCGGCUGCGCGGCGCGCCCUGGGCGCCCUGGCAGCCUCCCUGCGUGAGCCCGGGGGCCGCGCGGCUGCCCAGCCUUGGAGGGUGCUGAAAAUCGCCAAGGGAGGCUCCGCCGGCCGGGGCACCGCGCUGAGGGGUGGCUGUGAUUCUGAACUUGUCAUCUUCCUUGACUGCUUCAAGAGCUACCAGGACGAGAGUGUUCACCGGACAGAGACCCUCAACGAGCUGCGGACCCUGCUACAACCCUGGUGUCAGAAACCCAUCCGCGGUCUGAGCUUUGUGUUUCCUGAGCAGGACAGGCCUGGGGUCCUACAGUUCCGCCUGGUAUCCACGGACCUUGAAAACUGGAUGGAUGUUAGCUUGGUGCCGGCCUUUGAUGCUCUGGGGCAGCUCAGUUCCAACGUCAAACCUGCGCCCCAGGUCUACUCGACGCUUCUCAAAAGUGGCUGCCAGGGCGGCGAGCACUCGGCCUGCUUCUCAGAGCUGCGGAGGAACUUUGUGAAUGUUCGCUCGGCAAAGGUGAAGAACCUGAUCCUGCUGGUGAAGCAUUGGUACAGUCAGGUGUGCCAGCAGGAGGGGAGGAGGGAGAUGCUUCCUCCGGCCUAUGCCCUGGAGCUGCUGACGAUAUUCGCCUGGGAGCAGGGCUGUGGGAAGGAUGCCUUCAGCCUGGCCCAAGGCCUCCGGACCGUCCUGGGCCUGAUCCAGCAGUAUCAGCACCUGUGUGUUUUCUGGACCCUCAACUAUGGCUUCGAGGAGGCUACGGUCAGCCAGUUCUUGAGGCAGCAGCUUGAGAGAACCAGGCCUGUGAUCCUGGACCCAGCUGACCCCACGUGGGAUGUGGGGGACGGAGCAGUGUGGUGCUGGGAUCUACUGGCCCGGGAGGCACAGUCCUGCUAUGAGCACCCAUGCUUCCUGCAGGCGGCAGGGAGGGCUGUGCAGCCCUGGGAGGGGCCCGGCCUUCCACGUGCCGGGAGCUCAGGUUUAGGCCACCCCAUCCAGCGAGACUCUGCCCAGAGGACCCCUGAGGACAGCAGCAGUCUCCAUGCUGUGCACCCAGGGGCAGGGAGCAGGCAGCCCUCAGGCCCAGCUCCCGGCCCCUCGGGGGCUGCCUGCAUCACCCCUUCCACACUGGGGACGGCCUUGGAUCUGUCUCAGAUCGCCGCCAAGGACCUGGACCGCUUCAUCCAGAACCACCUGAAACCAAACCCCCAGUUCCAGAAGCAGAUCGGCAAGGCCAUCGAUGUCAUCUUGGGUUGCCUUCGUGAGAACUGUGUCUACAAGGCCUCCAGAGUCAGCAAGGGGGGCUCGUUUGGCCGGGGCACAGACCUGAGGGGCGGCUCUGAUGCCGAACUCAUCAUUUUCCUCAACUGCUUCAAAGACUACAAGGACCAAAGGGCCCACCGCCCGGAGAUCCUUAAUGAGAUGCAGGCACAGCUGGAAUCCCGGUGGCAGGACCCAGUCCCCGGCCUGAGCCUCAAGUUUCCUGAGCGGACCGUGCCCGGGGCUUUGCAGUUCCAGCUGGUGUCCACGGCCCUAGGAAGCUGGAUGGAUGUGACCCUCCUGCCCGUCUUUGAUGCUGUGGGGCAGCUCUGCCCUGGCGCCAAACCUGCGCCCCAGGUCUACUCGACCCUCCUCAACAGCGGCUGCCAGAGGGGCGAGCACGCGGCCUGCUUCUCAGACCUGCGGAGGAACUUCGUGAACAAUCGCCCAACCAAGCUGAAAAACCUGAUCCUGCUAGUGAAGCACUGGUACCGUCAGGUUGCAGCUCAGAACAAAGGACAGCAACCAGCCUGUGCCUCUCUGCCCCCCGUCUACGCCCUGGAGCUGCUGACCAUAUUCGCCUGGGAGCAAGGCUGUGGGAAAGAUUCUUUCAAAAUGGCCGAAGGCCUAAAGACCGUCCUAGAGCUUGUCCAGCGGCACCAGCAGCUCUGUGUCUACUGGACAGUCAACUAUGGCUUUGAGGACCCUGAUAUCAGAACACAGCUUCUUGGCCAACUUCAGAAAAAGAGGCCCCUGGUCCUGGAUCCUGCCGACCCCACCUGGAAUGUGGGCCAGGGCAGCUGGGAGCUGUUGGCCCAGGAAGCAGCAAUUCUGGGGACUCAGGCCUGCUUUAAGAGUGGAGAAGGGCCGUCUGUGCAGCCCUGGGAUGUGAUGCCUGCUCUCCUUUACCAAACCCCAGCUGGGGACCUCGACAAGUUCAUCAGUGAAUUUCUCCAGCCCAACCGCCAGUUCUUGGCUCAGGUGAACAAGGCCAUUGAUACCAUUUGCUCAUUCCUGAGAGAAAACUGCUUCCGGAAUUCUGCUAUCAAAGUGCUCAAGGUGGUCAAGGGCGGCUCUUUAGCCAAAGGCACAGCUCUGCAGGGCUGCUCGGAUGCGGAUCUAGUGGUGUUCCUCAGCUGCUUCAGCCAGUUCACGGAGCAAGGGAACAGGCGGGCUGAGAUCAUCUCAGAGAUCCGAGCCCAGCUGGAGGCAUGUCAGCAGGAGAUGCAGUUCGAGGUGAAGUUCGAGAUCCCCAAGUGGGAGAAUUCCCGUGUACUGAGUUUCUCCCUGACGUCCCAGACGAUGCUGGACCAGAGUGUGGACUUUGACGUGCUGCCAGCCUUUAACGCCUUAGGCCAGGUGAUCCCCGGCUACAGGCCCCCGUCUCAAGUCUACGUCGACCUCAUCCACAGCUACAACCACGCAGGCGAGUACUCCACCUGCUUCACGGAGCUGCAGCGGGACUUCAUCGUCUCUCGGCCCACCAAGCUGAAGAGUCUGAUCCGACUGGUGAAACACUGGUACCGGCAGUGCAACAAGAUGCCCAAGGGGAAAGGCUCCCUGCCCCCCCAGCACGGGCUGGAACUCCUGACAGUGUAUGCUUGGGAGCAGGGCAGCCGGGACGCCCAAUUCAACAUGGCCCAGGGCUUCCGCACCGUCCUAGAGCUGGUCAGCCAGUACCGCCAGCUCUGUGUCUACUGGACCGUCAACUACAGCAACAAGGACAAGACUGUCAGAGACUUCCUGAACUGGAAGCUUCUCCAGCCCAGGCCCAUCAUCCUGGAUCCAGCUGACCCGACAGGCAACCUCGGCCACAAUGCCCGCUGGGACCUGCUGGCCAAGGAAGCCGCCGCCUACAUGUCUGCCCUGUGCUGCAUGAGCAGGGACGGCAGCCCCAUCCAGCCAUGGCCAGUGAAGCCUGAUGUGUGAAGGCCAGAGAGUCCACGUUUGUACCAGACGGACAGAAGGACACCAACCCUCGGCAUGAGGAGACUCAGGGUCACCUGCCAGAUGUGUGUGUGUGCGCGCGCGUGUGCGCGUGUGCACAUGCACGUGUGAGAGAUUGAUCCAACCACUCUGUCCAGCCUCCCAUCUGAUAUCCCUGCCUCCCCACUCCGUGCUCUCCUCCUGCUCUGUGUAGCCAGCCUGGCUGAUACCCCCUUGUAUCAGGUGGGCACUGGCCACCUCGCAGACUCGCCUCCCUCCUGUGGCCACGCAUCAGAAUCCAGGGUCCAUGGGCUGGCAGCAGCCUGCUUUUCCAGCCUCCCUGCCAUGACUCUGCUCUCAGACAGAGACGGGUACAUCCCACACUGCAUCCUGCCCCUGCUGAGAAUGUCCUCCUUCCUGACUUCUCUGCCCUUCCACACCAGCUCACAUCUCCUGCUGAGGAGCUCUCUGAGCUCAGCCACUGGCAGGAGAGCCUGCCCAGAUUGGCUGGUGUUGUUUGUCACAGACAGAGGGAGUGGGGCCACGCGUACCAUGCAGUCCCUCUCGUGGGACACCUGACUGAAUGCCUGUUCACUAGAGCCUGAUUUUCUUUCCCCUUCCUGUUGUGCUCACUCCCCAUGUGCGUAUCUCGAGGCCAUGCCCUGUUUGCCUUCCUGAAUUUUUACUAGGCUCUUUUCUUCUCUCCUGACCUGAUGGAACAUCGCCAGUGGGAUUCUCCAUCCCCAGAGGCUGAACGUGAGCCAGUGCCCAAACAACAGUGCUCAGCCUGCUUCUCUCUGCCCUCCAGGGCAAAUGCACCGGCUCCUUGUAAGAGGCACUCCUGACCUCUGGGCCAACAACAGUGUCCCCCGUAGUCAAGACUCAGCACGGAAAACAAAAUAGUCCAAGAAUCGUAAGCAGAAAGGGAUUCCAUCUAAAUCCCUGGAUGGUCUGGAGGAGCGGAAGGCAGGGGCCGCAACUGGACUGUGGGUUUGAAGAUUAGAGCACUGCGGCCGAAUCAGAGGUCGGGAGGCAACUGCAGCCAAUGGCACUCACACCCACAAAGCGGGGGGCCAGACCCAGAAUGUGGGCUCCAGUGGCCACAGGCGAGGCUCAGGGCUUGCUAGCCAUCAGCACGGCGGGAAGAUGCCUUAUGUGCCCCGCCUUCAGCACGAUCUAGAUCACAGCCGGAACUCGGGCAACAGGGCAGGCACGGGGAGGAGCAGAUGCCCGGCACCCACAGCGGGCCUCGGGGACAGCACCCCUGCGGAUUCACAGUGAACGUCUGUUGGGUGGGUGAGUGGGCGGUCCAGCCCCGAGGGAGGAGCCAGAGGAGACAGAAGGGAAGGAGCCAGGACGCACUCCCACCCCCUGCUCCCCAGCCCCUGCGUGUCUCAGCGAGCCUGACUCUCCAUGGCCCAUGGCUGAGCGCCACCAGGGUGCUAUAACACAGUACCUCAGACCCGGGGGCUUAUCAACCACAAUGUAUUUCUGGCAGCUCUGGAGGCCAGAAGUCAGCACCGUCAGGUUCUUCUGAGAGCCCCUGCCAGGCUGCACUCCUCUUGCAUCCCUCUGGCCUCUUCUUAUGAGGGCGUGAAUCCCACUCACGAGGACGCCACCCUCAAGACCUCAUCGCCUCCCAAAGAGCACACCUCCUCGUACCAUCACACCAGGAAGAGUGUUUCCACAUAGGAACUGGGGGACACAGCCCAGGGCAGGGAAGCAGGAUGGGGGGGGGUGAGGAGGAGCCCUCCCCUCUCUAGCGCUGCUCUCUGGGAGGGAGACCAUGCCGGAGAGCAGUUCCUCUGCUUCCCCUGGGACUACGGUGGUGGAGGCUUAGAGGCCGAGCUGGCUCGCACCUCCUGUGUGCCCCCAUCUGAUGCUAAGGGCACACGGUGCUAAUAAAGUCUCCUUAGACUCACCUCCCUGACUGCCUGCGUAUCCGGGGGUGGGACUCUCAGGACCCCAAGUUACACCUUUGGGGUUGGCCAGUUCCAAGAGCUCAGGGCAGACACUUGUGGGCAGCAGAGACCUGCCCCGCCAAGCACCCAGCAGCAGGUGGGGGCCCGGCCUUGGCCUUGCUCGUCCUGGGAGGAACUGGUGGUGGGUCUCAAUUCAGUAACUCCUAUCUUCAUGACACGGACUCUAGGCCUCCCCCCUAAAGUGACUCGAAUGAGGGGAAUUGUGAGAUGGUGGGAAAUGGGGUAGCCCCAGGAGGUAGGAGUAAGGAGGACAUGUCACCUGGGUGGGGCUGAUCCCAGUGGGGAUUUAUUUUACUCUAGCUCCUUGGUCUCUGACAAUGGCUACCCUUGCAUGGACAUAGUACCCCACUGUCACUUUUGAGGGCUUCCUGAUAUAGCCACACUCUUAGAUAGAUGUCAGUUCCAACUUGAUUUAUACAUUUAAUGAUCCUAAAGAUACUCACAAAAAUGCCCACAAGCACUUUCCCCGGAACUAGACAAACUGAUACUAAAGGUCUUAUGGAAACAUACAUGUGCCAAGGAAAGUUCAGAAAAUUAAAAAAAAAAA
Messenger RNA from Callorhinus ursinus (northern fur seal), 5872 nucleotides. RefSeq names its product 2'-5'-oligoadenylate synthetase 3 (gene OAS3). NCBI's taxonomy places the organism in Eukaryota, Metazoa, Chordata, Mammalia, Carnivora, Otariidae. The record is from RefSeq and is a predicted model, not a curated record. Gene Ontology annotation, cellular component: membrane; nucleoplasm; cytosol. Gene Ontology annotation, molecular function: 2'-5'-oligoadenylate synthetase activity; double-stranded RNA binding. Gene Ontology annotation, biological process: defense response to virus; regulation of ribonuclease activity; negative regulation of viral genome replication.